Messenger RNA from Mycotypha africana, 2547 nucleotides. RefSeq lists its product as uncharacterized. Bases 1 to 2547 code for a protein of 848 amino acids. The record is from RefSeq and is a predicted model, not a curated record. Lineage: Eukaryota; Fungi; Mucoromycota; Mucoromycetes; Mucorales; Mycotyphaceae. The transcript is spliced from 2 exons.
AUGAUCGAUUAUUAUGGCAAGGAAGAAGAGGACAAUUUCAAACAAAACAACAAUCAUCAACACAUGCAACAACAGCUGGAUCUGUCCCACUUCAAUCAAAUGUUGCAACCACCGUCCGAUUUGUUACUGAACAAUCAACUGACUGACAACUCCUUUUCCUCUUAUCACUGCGACUCUGAUAGUAUUUUGAAUGAUAAUGCACUUAUUGAUUGGAACAACAAUAGUACGGAAUGGGAAACCAUCAAUCAGCAAGUGCAACAAGAACAAUUUCCACUUUAUGAAUCUGAAAGCUCAGGGCAGCACCAAAUACUACAGGAUCAAGGCAAAUCAAAUACUUCAAGGCCAUCCCACGUAAACGUAAAAGAAGAAUCUGUAGCUGAGCCGAAGAAACCUGAAAAAGAAAAGGAAAAAGAAUGGAUGAUGCAUCAACAGCAGCAGCAGCAGCAAGAAUCACAGCAGCAAUCUAAUUUGACAAUCAUGUUCGAGCCCAUCAAUUCAACUCUACAACUACAGGUGAAAGCUCUAACCAAUAAUAAAGUGGCUGAGUUGCCGAGUGUCAAAAAGCAACAGAAACGUAACGUAAAUCGUCGUCAACAAGCUUUGGCUAAGCCCGGUACUACUACGACUACCACCAAUUCAGUUAACAGCAGCUCCAUCAAUGAUCAUAAGGCAGGAUGUAGCAAUGGCGGUGAUAAAAAAGAAGAUACGAAUAAAAUUGAUCAUCAGCGUCGUUUUAACGAACUUCAAGCUCGAUUCAGGGUCAAUUAUGCACGAAAAUCAACCACGCAAAAUACAUCGCAUACGGCAAAAUCAGUCGCCAAUACACAUAAAUCAAAACCCUCGACGCUAGGAAUUAUGAACAGCGAAAAAACAAUAGAUGAUCAAACCAACAAAUUAUCUCCUCAAAUACCAGUCGCUCAACAACGGCCAACAACUACCAGUAGCAGCGUAACAUCCAUGCCUAUGAAUGGUAUCAUAGUCAAUACGAGCAAUACCAUUGCCAAGUCUGGUUAUGAAAAUAGCACUACACAUAUCUCAGUAAAUACCGUUAAUAAACGUCCUAUUUCAAAAGAAUAUAGCUUCUCUACCUCGUCUACAUCAUCCUUUCCUUCACGAACGAUGCCCAUCCAAAUUCAACGCGUUUCUCGACCGUCCCUAUCGUCCACAGCAUCGCUCACGUCAUCUACAACGCAAGAUGCUGAAGCUCAUCAAAAAUUGCUCGAUAAACAAUUGGACAAAGUGGACUUUGACGAUAUAACAGUGGCAGAGUUGAAGGAACUAUUAAGACAAAGAGGCAAGCCAGCUACAGGUAAAAAGGCUGCCUUACUCCAACGAUUGCAAGUAGAGAGAGAACUAGUCAAAGCAGGAGCCAAGGCUUCUGCAAAAAGUCCUAAUAUCAACGUGAGCAGUCGUGUUGCAAAUCGUCACUCACAACCUCUGCCUCAUUCAAGGUCAUAUAAUACUAAUAGUAAUGGCAGCAGUGAUGGGAAUACAUCAAUACAACAACAGCAACAACAAAGACCCCUAUCGUUUCAAGGUGUCCUUACCACGUCGUCUUCAAUACCGGUUUCAAUACAGAAUAGCAACAGUAACAAUAGUCAUCCAUUACAAGCUGGUCAGUCUACUGGCUCAAACUAUGCUCAUCCGCCUAUUUCUCCAGGAGGACAAUUAUAUCGAUCUAUUGCUAACUUACAUAUUGAAUCUCCACCAAUGAACAGCUCUUCGUCAAGGAGAUAUUCACCUUACUCACCUCGACUCAGUAGUUCCCCGAAAACGGUGUAUCAUCUCAGUCCUGAACAUGCUUAUUCAUCGUCAGUCCCGACACAAUCUUCUUUACCAAACGUUAGUACCGGUUAUCAGAACACAAACGACAGUAGCCUUAACACGACUCUUUCCUCGUCUUAUUCAAUUGCAGCAGGAGCGUCGGCGGCAACAACAACUAGGCCCAUCAAUCGAUUUUAUAAUGGUCAUCAGAAAUCGUAUAAACCUUUCACGUCAUCUGCCUUAGCAACACCAGAUCGUGAUGACGAUGUGAAUCCAUUUGAUGCAUACUAUAUGAAUAGAACAGCCACAAGUGACUCCCACCAACUGUCUAUCGAAGAAAAGGGAGAAGAAGCGCCAGCACCAGCACUUGCGGGAGCACCAGCAAAUUUCACUAAUCCUAUUUACGCCACUGCUAAUUUAUACCAUAAUGAUGGCUUUGCUACUGCUGUCGGUGGGCAUCACAGGGCGUCGCUUGACAUAAAUUUAAAUCUAAGCAACAAUAAUAACAAUCUAAACGAUGAUAUGGAUUGGUCUGAGCCUGCCAUACUCGAUCUAUUAUUACAACAAGGUACCAUCAAUAUGAGCAUGGCAGAAAUGAUUGGACAACCAUUGUAUAGUGAUGAUGUUGUGCUUACAAAUGAACAAAUCAUGGCACUAUUGCAAAGCCAGCAACAGGCUCAACCUUUUGAAUUUAAUUUGCAAAAUACAAAUUUUAGUCCUAGUCAACCAUUGUAUCAGUUACAACAACAAUAUCUUCAGAACCAGCAGCAGCAGAAGCAUUGA